AUGGGCAGAAGAGCUAAGAAUAAGCAGGCACCUCCCACGCCUCUUCCCGGUACAGUCCCCGACCGGUCAUCAAUAUCAAGGAGACAACAAAGUAAAAAGAAGAAGGCACCUUCAACAGCUAAUGAUCAAAAGACAUUCAAAGCUCAGAAAGGUUCUUUGAAGAAACCCCUUCCCGCACAUAGGAGAAAGAAGGUAGAUGUGGUCGACGAAGAUGAUAGUGAUCUUGACCAAGCUUUACAGCCAGGUGUGUUGUCAGAAGAUGAAGAAGAGACUGUUAAAGUGAAAAGUGUAAAAAAGGGAAAACAAGCCGCUUCAUCCGACGAUGAGGAAGUAGAAGAGCGUUCUAGACCAGUCAAGCAGCUUGAAUUCUCAGACUCAGAGGACGAUGAAGGAGAUGAUCUAAACGCUGACGGAGAAGCUUUACCUCUUGGACAACACGCCUUUGAUCUUGACGAAGCACCUUCGGAUGGAGAGGAGGAGGAUGAUUUGGAAUUGGGUGACGAGUUUGACAUUGGAACAGAUGAUGAGAUGCUCGAUGAUGAUAUGGACGAAGAUGAGGAUGAGGAUGAAGAUGAAGCAGAUUCAGCAUUCGCUUCUGAGAAUGAUGAUGAAGACGCUGAAAUGGCCGAAGAAGACGAGGAUGAAGAGGAAGACGGGAUCCAAACCAACUUGGAAGACGAUUUGGAAGAAACAUAUACCUUACCUGCAGUGGAUAGAGGUGGUGAAGAAGAAGAGAUCGAGCACGGAACUAGCUUGAGAGAAGUUGAACAAAGAAUGAGGUGGUUAGUAGGUGUAUGUUUAAGUAAAGACGACAAGAUGUCAAAAGGAGUUCCAGGAAAGUCGAGAUCAGAUCACUUCUUACAAUUACAACAUGAUAUCGCAACAUAUUUCGGAUACAACACAUUCUUAGUUGGAAAGCUAAUGAGACUUUUCCCUGCCGAUGAGGCAUUGGCAUUCUUUGAAUCGAACGAAUCUCCUCGACCUGUGACUAUCCGAGCGAAUACACUUCGAACCCGAAGAAGGGAUUUAGCUCAAGCAUUGAUCAACCGUGGUGUAACAUUGGAACCAAUCGGCAAAUGGUCAAAAGUUGGAUUACAAGUUUUCGAAUCACCUGUACCGAUCGGAGCUACACCCGAAUAUUUAGCUGGACAUUACAUGUUACAAGCUGCAUCAUCUUUCUUACCUGUAAUUGCAUUAUCACCUCAACCAAAUGAAAGAGUGUUAGAUAUGGCUUCUGCACCAGGAGGGAAAACAACUUAUAUAUCAGCAUUACUCCAAAACACAGGCACAAUCUUUGCGAAUGAUUCGAAUAAACUUCGAACGAAAAGUUUAACUGCGAAUAUACAUCGUAUGGGUUGCAAGAACGUCAUUGUCUGUAAUUAUGAUGCUAGGGAAUUCCCUAAAGUAAUCGGAGGAUUUGAUAGAGUUUUAUUAGAUGCCCCUUGUAGUGGUACAGGUGUCAUAUCGAAGGAUGCUAGUGUCAAGGUCAACAAGACCGAAAGAGAUUUCCAAUUAUUAGCCCACUUACAAAAACAAUUAAUCUUAUGUGCUAUCGAUUCAGUCAACCCAAAUUCAUCAACAGGUGGUUAUGUAGUAUAUUCAACAUGUUCCGUCACGGUCGAUGAAAACGAAUCAGUUGUGGAUUACGCUUUGAGGAAAAGACCGAAUGUAAAAUUAGUAGAAACAGGUUUGGAAUUCGGUGUGGAAGGAUUUAAAUCAUUUGAAGGUAAAAACUUCCACAACAGUGUCUCAUUAACUAGACGAUUCUACCCUCAUAAACACAACAUGGAUGGAUUUUUCGUAGCGAAAUUCAAAGUUGAAAAACGAAAGAAAGCAACUAAGUCUGUCAUCGAACAAGAGCACGAAGAAGAAGAGAAACCUCAAUUGAAACUGAAUGACGAGGGUAUGAUCGUAGAAGAAGAAGUUGCCAAAUUCGAUGCUGACGAAGAUGAAGCUUUAAUUGAGGAGAGCAAGAGGAAAGCACUCAAGAAGAAAGGUAUAAAGAUAACAUCAAAACCAAAACCUUCUGCUACCAAAGAAGAUAAGAAAGAUGAUGGUCAGGUGAAAGUACCAAAGGGGAAGAAAGUAACUGAGAAGAGAAGAUCCAAGACUUAG
Kwoniella shivajii is the source of this 2115-nucleotide messenger RNA. RefSeq lists its product as uncharacterized. Gene Ontology annotation, biological process: maturation of LSU-rRNA; rRNA base methylation. The record is from RefSeq and is a predicted model, not a curated record. Gene Ontology annotation, molecular function: RNA binding; rRNA (cytosine-C5-)-methyltransferase activity. Gene Ontology annotation, cellular component: nucleolus. The transcript is spliced from 9 exons. Bases 1 to 2115 code for a protein of 704 amino acids. NCBI's taxonomy places the organism in Eukaryota, Fungi, Basidiomycota, Tremellomycetes, Tremellales, Cryptococcaceae.